Messenger RNA from Peniophora sp. CBMAI 1063, 1362 nucleotides. NCBI's taxonomy places the organism in Eukaryota, Fungi, Basidiomycota, Agaricomycetes, Russulales, Peniophoraceae. The record is from the annotation of a GenBank genome assembly.
AUGGAAGACCCGUUGCACACCUUUGGAUGGACUGUCGUGUGGCGUCAGCGAACUCGGCCGUUCAAGACGCGCAACCCGCAGGGUUCCUUCCCAGACCCAUAUGUUCCAUCUCUAUAUCACGGCUCUUGCUUAUUGCGUUUCAGCGACAUUCAUCUCAAACUUUAUGCACUACGUCUAACGGCUCCCGUGUACAUCUCUAACAGGCUUAUCAGUAAAUCUCGCGCUACUGGCUGUCAGAACAGUUGUAACAUCGGCGUCGCCUUCUUGUGUUUCUGGCUCUUCUUCGAGAAUCUUACCGGCGCCAUCAACACUAUCAUAUGGUCCGAUAAUGCCGACAUCAAGCUGUAUGUAUAUUGUGACAUCGUAACACACUUGAAACUGAUCACCUUUGUUGUCAAACCUAUGGCUACGCUGAUCAUCACUCGCCGACUAUAUCUGAUCACCAACCUACGUUCCGUAGAUCCCCCUACGAAAGCGGCGAGACGCAGAAAUCUUGCGAUAGAGUGGGCACUCGGUUUGGGCAUUCCUCUUCUGGUUGCGGGACCUCUCUACUACGUCGUCCAGGCUCUUCGAUUUGAGGUCGACGAGGGUUUUGGUUGUGGCGACGGAUCCGACGGAUCGAUACUCACCAUCUUGCUUCUUAAUUCAUGGACUGUGUUACCUCCCCUGGUGUCCAUCACCAUGUACUAUCCUCAUGUGGUCCGGAUCUUCUAUCGCCAUAAUCGGGAGAUCAAUCAGUUCUUACGAAGCAACGACUCGGUGACCCGGAACAACUACUUUCGCAUUCUUGCCCUUGCAAGCAUCGAUAUCCUACUCACCUUACCUAUGGGAAUUGUGACCAUCGUCUUGAGCGUGAAAGACUUUGCGUCUUCGCCGGAGGGUGUUACCUAUGCGGAGCUAGUGCUCUUCGGGCCUUUCACUGUAGCGCAAAUCUACUUCGCUUCAUGGACAUCACCGGUCCUCGCAUUCGCCAUCUUUGGCCUCUUCGGCGUCACAUCGGAAGCCUGUGCGUUGUACUGGCGUGUCAUAUACACCGUUGGCGGCUGGUUCGGCUGGCGGCCCAUACCUCGCACGCGCAGGGCACGUUCGCCGCUGGGAGACAUAGAGUUCGGCGAGCGUCCUGCUCGAACCUCGAUGUCGCUGGGUCUCGAGUCGAACCCAAGCUACAUCAACACCAACGCACGCGCGCACGAUCAGGACGGUGGAGCAGGAGGUGUCGUGAGGCACGCAGAGAACAGCCCGGAAGAGAAUACCAUAGAGGAAGUACGCCGGAGUACUGCCGAAGAGACGCACGACGAGCGCCCAACACAGCCUUCCGCGUCUUCCCAGGUUGGCUUCGGCUUUGCUUCGGCCGAGGUGUAG